UCUAGACGAGUUUGAACGUGAAUCUGAAGAUGAGGAUGAGGAAUUUCGUGUCACUCCUCGUCUUUAUUCGCUCUUUCCUACAGCAUCUUUUAGAGAACUUGGAAUAGAUACUUCAAGAGAUACUUAUUCCGGAGAAUAUACAGUUGGAAGCUUUGACCUUGAUGGUGACAUUGACAGCUUCCUUAACAUGCAAAGAUCUGUUAACAGAGAAAUAGCUCUUAGCAGAGAAAGAGCUCUUGCUAUUACAAAAAGAAUUAUUGCUAUGAGAGAUAGAGCGAUUGCUAUUAACACAGAAAGAGCUUUUGCUAUUAGAGAAAGAGUUCAUGCUAUUAACAGAGCAAGAGCUCUUGCUAUUAACAGAGCAACAGCUCUUGCUCUUAACAGAGAAAGAGUUCUUAACAGAUUAAGAGCUCUUAACAGAGAAAGAGUUAACAGAGAAAGAGCUCUUAACAGAGAAAGACCUGCAAGUCCUAAUGCUGUAGACAGAGCAGCUGCUCAAGCAAGAAUUAGAGGUUUGGAUGAUGUAACUAUAUCAAAGAUUCAUACAAGCAAAUCAGAACAGUGUGCUGUAUGCUUGGAAUAUUUCCGUAUGAGGCAAAACGUGAAAGGUUUGCCAUGCAGACAUAUUUUUCAUAGUCAUUGUAUUAUUCCUUGGUUGGAAGAGCGAUGUACUUGUCCAAGCUGUCGGAAAUAUGUAGAUAUACGACCCCCACCUAUGCCCAUCCCGAUAGUGAGGAGGAGAUCUGCUAGGAAUCUCGCAAGGCAAUCGGCUGGAAAUCAGGAACAAGCAGGACCUUCAACUAGCAAUCAGGAACCUGCCAAUAUAUAUGCCAGAAAUGUGGGCUGCUCAUCAGCCAGAAAUGAGAAUCGAUCAAGGCUUUCAGGCGGGAACCGUCGGCCAACUGGACAGUCAGGCAGAACUCGGAAACCAAGAGGGCGAUCAACUAAGAAUAAGAAUCGCAAGCCCGUAAAUAAUCAUGCUUAGAAGUCGGAUUUGGGAGCUUUAAAAUAAGAAUGCAUUCUCAUUCUUGUUGAUGUAUUAAAUGUAUAUUCUGUUGUUGAAGGUUAUUAUAAAGUUUGUGUUCAGUUUAAAAGAGUAAAAAGAGCUUUCUUUUUAGAACUGUUUAAGUUUUAAAAUAUCUAAAAUUAUAACCUUAAUGCAGUUAAACCUCAAAAGUACAUAAUUUUCUAGAUUGAUUAAAGAAAGUGACAUAUUAAAUAGGGUUGAUGUCUAAUGCUUUCAUAAAAAGAUUCUUAUUAAAUUCAAAAUGAACUAGAUAUGAAAAAAUAUUUUAUUGUUUUAGAAUUUUUCCUGAAUUUAGGAGUAAUUAUAAGUAUUAAAAGCUUUUUUUUUUUUUUUUUUUUUUUUUUUUUUUUUUUUUUUUUGCUUCUUUAAGCCAUCAAAUUGAUGAUUUUUCCAAGUCACAGAAGUGAGAUUUGAUAAUUAUCUUUCUCCGUUUUAUGCUAAUAUGGUCUUUAGCAGCAAGCAAGUUGUUCUUUGUUUUAUUUCUGGGUAGCUAAAGCUUGGCAUCAUAUGUGAAAAUUAUAGGAUCAUACAGGAUAAAUUUCAGUAAUUUGCUGUUUUGGGACUUAGUUCUGAAGAAAGCAGAUAUGCAUUCUGUUGUCCAUUACUUGUGGAAGUUACUGGAAAAGGUAUGUGACAGGAAUAAUUAUUUAACAAGAAUUAUGAAUAGUAAAUCACCAUUCCUAAGAAACAAUAAAACUUCUUUGUUGGAAGGCUUUAACUUUCUCCACAUGUGUGAAAGUUUUGUUAACUUUGCUGUAUGUCGUAAAUAUUUGACUCGUUUUUGAAAAAGUAAGCAUUCAUUUUGAUUUAAUUCAAAAUCACAUUUCUGGUUGCUUUAUGCUUUGAACACAAAAAGAUUAUUUUGACUGAUCCUUUGUUUCUCCAUUAUUGAUUGUGUUGUCAGAAUAUGUUCAAUUAAACUGAACUGAUUAGGAUUAGUUUUGUUCCUUUUACCUGAUAUUUUCUUGAGUAGGUGUUUUAAUUCAAAUUAUGCUUGCUAUCUUCUACUUCAACAUGGAAAUAAAGCAACAGAUAAGUAGUAUUUUGAAUAUCUGUGAUUGUGAAGCAUGUGUUAUACGUAGAACCUGAGACAAAAGUAAUUGAAAUAACAUUGGGUAUUUAAUAAAAUAAUGUUGCUAAAUAUAAUGAUAAAAUGUUUAAAAUCUCAGCUAUUUAAUUAAUUGCCUUUUGUUAUUUUCUGACAUGCGGGCUUUCAAAUGCUUAUUUCAACUUGAAUAAAAGAGAAAAUGUGUAUAAACCUAAGUAAAACACGCAUAACUUAAAAGAAUAAUUGAAAAAAAAAAUAUUUCCCAUAGAUUAAUAGUUUAAACAGAAAGGGAGGAAAAAGUCGCCAGAACCUUGCUUAAACUUUGUAGCUUUUAUUAUUCAGUUUAACUGCAUAAUGUAUUUAUCUUUUCCAAAAGCAGAAGCAUGGAAACAAAUAUAUGGUGCCAAAGCAAACUAAAGUAUGUAUCUUUUAAUUAUAUAUUAUGUUUGAUGCUGCUGUAUACCAUCAUCAUAAGUUAAGGUUGUUUUUAAGAAAUGCCAAAACUGGCAACCAUUUAUUUUUCUAUAAUACUUAUUGAUUGUUUUCUAACUAUCUCAUUUUUAAGUAAUAUUGCUUCACCUGUAGUAUCAGUAUGCUGAGUAAAUUUUGUUCUACAGUUAACAAGCUUAAAGUCUCACUUAAGGAAAGUAAUGUCAAUGACAUUCCUUUUUUUCAGAAAUUUGAGAAUUAUGAGCAACUAAAGUGUGGGACUCAUGUUAAAUAGCCUAAUUUUGUGGGUCAAUAUUGCUAGCACUCUGGUGAUAUGUAUUUCAUCUUUGUUGAGAUUCAGAUGUUUGAAUCUGAGAACUUCUGUUGGUUGUUAUAAGGCUGUCUUGUUUUCAGGUUGGUUUAACUGGCCAUGUGCAAAAUUUAUGUAGUGAAUAGAAUAUAGGAGCUUUGUUUUUCUGUUUAAAGUAUUGCAACUUCUCUAUAAAAAUUAAAAACUUAUCAAAGGGAAUCACUUUUAAGAAUCGCCUUCUACAAAUAGAGCAUCAGUCAGAUGAAGGGGGAGUUCCUGAUUAACAUUAAAAGGCUUAUUUUGAAAUGAAGUAGUAUCAUUGUUAUCAGUGCAGGCUGAGUUAUCAAGUAUGCUAAUCAGAUAACUUCAUCAAUUAUCAUCUCUCAUUUCCCUAUUUCUCAAUAUUGCUGAUUGCCUCUCCAGUUAGUUUAGAGGUUAGCAAAAGCUUAUUGAUUCCUAUGCCUUGGGCUUGAGUUAUAAUUCAGCAUCCGUAAAAUUAGAGCAUGGUAUAUUAUGCAGGCUAUUUUUUACAUUUCUACAUGGAUGCUUGUGAUUGCAAUGUCAUUGGGGCAUAAGAGGGGUACUUAAUACCUAUUGAAAAAAAGCUAAAAGUCUCUCAAGUUGUGAACUGGAGGAUGAAGUGCAGGAUAAUUGAAUUUCAUUACCUGGUAAGUUUGGUCAAAACAGCAAUGAUUUAUAAGCCACAUUUCUCACUCAACUGGAAGGUCAGAAAUAAUGUUUUUCUCUUCCUUUCUUCAGGAAGUUGUGGAAGCUUUAAAAAAAUUGUACUUGUCAAUCCUUUCAAAUGAUGAAAAGCUAAUGUAAAUAGUAACCCGUGAAAAAAAAAA
This is a messenger RNA of Stegodyphus dumicola, 3662 nucleotides long. RefSeq lists its product as uncharacterized. The record is from RefSeq and is a predicted model, not a curated record. NCBI's taxonomy places the organism in Eukaryota, Metazoa, Arthropoda, Arachnida, Araneae, Eresidae.